AGGUCGCGCGCACGAAGAGCACGAGCGCCGCUGCGGUGAUCGUGCCGCGCGCUCCAGUCUCAGCAGCAGGAGGAGCGUAUAAUCCUCUCGUUUAAUGUUGACAGCGACGCGACACGAGCGAUUUUAACAAUUCUAUGCAGGAAAUCGGACACUGGGACGCAUAUUUGAGCAGAGCCCGUGUGUGUUUAAACGCACGGGGUGUCUAGAGACGGAUGAGCGGCUGUCAGGCCGAACGCCGUCGGAUGGGAUUCCCGGUCUAGAUGGAGAGUAACGUUAACCGAGCGAGCGGAGAAGCGUCGCUGCUGUAAAUAAUUCAACAUCGGCGUGAUCAACAAAAAUGCAUCUGCACCAGGUGCUGACGGGAGCCGUUAACCCGGGGGACUGCUGCUACUCCGUGGGAAGCGUCCACGACAUCCCGUUCACGGCCUAUGGCUCAGGCUGUGAUAUCGUGAUCCUUGCAAGUGAUUUUGAGUGUGUUCAAAUUAUUCCUGGAGCUCAGAAUGGAAACAUCCAGGUGGGCUGUGUGGAGUGCUCUCAGCAGCUCGGCCGGAUUGCUGCCUCUUAUGGAAAUACCGUUUGUAUUUUUGAACCGAUUGCUUCCAACCCAAACAAACGUCACAAGAAUAAAAUGAGAGAUUUCGGUUAA
Messenger RNA from Sinocyclocheilus rhinocerous, 646 nucleotides. RefSeq names its product dmX-like protein 2. Gene Ontology annotation, biological process: vacuolar acidification. The transcript is spliced from 4 exons. The record is from RefSeq and is a predicted model, not a curated record. NCBI's taxonomy places the organism in Eukaryota, Metazoa, Chordata, Actinopteri, Cypriniformes, Cyprinidae. Bases 338 to 646 code for a protein of 102 amino acids. Gene Ontology annotation, cellular component: RAVE complex.